Molecule: messenger RNA, 1775 nt
Organism: Scophthalmus maximus (turbot)
Lineage: Eukaryota; Metazoa; Chordata; Actinopteri; Pleuronectiformes; Scophthalmidae
Product: transcriptional repressor scratch 2-like
Exons: 2
Coding region: 263-1231 (322 amino acids)
Biological process (GO): regulation of DNA-templated transcription
Molecular function (GO): RNA polymerase II cis-regulatory region sequence-specific DNA binding; DNA-binding transcription factor activity, RNA polymerase II-specific
Source: RefSeq, a predicted model, not a curated record
GUCACUUUCUGUCUCCAUCCUCCCCGUCCUCUGAUUUCUCUGUCUCUCUCGACUUUCACUACAUUUUCUUUUCCUCUUCCCCCUUGGCUUCAGACCAUUUCCAGGACUGACUUUUUGAGCUUUUAUUUUUUUUCUUCCAAUCAUCUGCUGUUCCGUCUGGAAGCACAGUGAAUUUCUUCUUCUUUUCUUUUUAAAUUGUCACUCUGUUCACAUUUUUCUAUGAGGUUCUAGUAUCCGUUUUCAUCAGGUCAACAACAAAAAAAUGCCACGCUCCUUUUUGGUGAAGCAACCAAAGGUUCACGAUGUCUCAUCUUCCAACUACUACCAUCCGGACCAGCACCAAUGGGACAACUCUUACACUGUGACACAUGCCAUCACUGAGUCAGCCACCAACUUAGCGGUGCGUUUGAGUGAAAAUGGUUACAUCCAUGAUUACAUCAUCCCCUCAGUGUUGCAGAGCACAAAGGAGCCAGGUCGGGAGCAGACUGGGGUCUCCUCAGGGCCCCAGUAUUCCCAGGGUGGCAGCAGCGGGGAAGAGUUCUCCGACCACGAAAUGGAGCAUCCAGACAGCCCCAUCUCCACCGCCACAGUCGAGUCAGACAGUAGCUGCCCUGAGUUGGAGGAGUGCACCAUCAAUGACUUCCUCAUCUCUGACGGCCGCUCCCGCCGGAGAUCCAAUCAACAGUGUCCUCGCAAGGGAGGUCACCAAUUAGACAGCUGCAAGGGCGCUGGCUCAGCAGACUUCAGCCCCGACAAAUGGAGAACCAAAGGCCGCCACAUGUGCUGUGACUGUGGGAAGUCUUACGCCACUUCCUCCAAUCUGAGCAGACACAAGCAGACUCACCGCAGCCUGGACAGCCAACAGGCCAGGAAGUGUUCCACCUGCCACAAGGUGUAUGUGUCCAUGCCGGCACUGGCCAUGCACAUGCUGACCCAUGACCUGAAGCACGAGUGUACAGUGUGUGGCAAAGCCUUCAGUCGGCCCUGGCUCCUGCAGGGUCAUAUGAGGUCCCACACCGGAGAGAAACCAUUCGCCUGCGCCCACUGCGGCAAAGCCUUCGCCGAUCGCUCCAACCUGCGCGCCCAUAUGCAGACUCACUCAGCCUUCAAGCACUACUCCUGCAGGCGCUGCCACAAAAGCUUUGCACUUAAGUCCUACCUGAACAAGCACUACGAGUCAGCCUGCUUCAAGGGGCACCAGGCAGAGGACGACGGCAGCGCCAAGUACUGAUUUUAAAUAUUCGUCUUUUUCUUUCUAGCCACACAUCUUUUUAAAAGUUCUAACACAGACAGAGCAAAGGUUGCUGCUUCUCAGGCUUGUCACAUGCAUGCAUCAUAAUCCUGCCUUUUGACACAAGCAGCAACCUCCUUUUAAAUUAUUCAGGAAUUAUAUAUAAAUUUCAUAAAAAUCUCAGUGUUGUUCAGAAAUGUAACAUAUUUUAUAUUGGUUUUUUUUUUAUAAAUUAAACUGCAAUAAUUGACAUGUCAGUAUUAAUUUAAAUGCCCACUAGCUCUUAAGUUUCCUCAAACAUUUCUUGUUUGUUUAAUAAUGUAUGUGUUUAUUUAUUUAUUUAUUUAUGAAUUUAUUGAAUUAUUUAUCUGCCGAUAUUUAAGAUGAUUAAUUUAUUAUUGGUUUAUGUAUCUGCGAAUUUAACAUGGAUUUAUUUGGAACCAUGAAUUGGAUUUGUUGAGAACAAAAGCCAAAAGAUAUUCUGACACAUUUUUUUUCUCUGUCUGAUAAAUUUGGUGAUGACAAUAAAGAUUAUGAAAAUGAA